AUGUCUGAGCGCUCUACUGUUCACGUCGAGGGCAUCGCCCCCGCCACUACUGAUAAGGAAGUCCAAGACUUCUUUAGCUUCUGUGGAAAGAUCACUUCCAUUUCCGUUACACCUGUGUCUGGUGAAGAGGGUGCUCAGAAGUCGGCCACUGUGACCUUCGAGAAGGAAGCUGCCGCAAAGACCGCCCUGCUCCUUGACCACACCCAAUUGGGAACCUCGGUCGUUCACGUCAAGGCCGCUCACUCUCUCGAUGAUAUUGCCGGUGACCACGCUGCCAGCGCCUCCGAGGCCAAGGAUGAGCACGACCAUGACCUCGAGCAGGAGGACAAGCCUCGCUCCCGUAUCGCUGCUGAGUACCUGGCCCAGGGAUACGUGCUGAGCGACACCGCCAUCCAGAAGGCCAUUGCCCUGGACCAGAAGCACGGCUUCACCUCCCGCUUCACCAACGCCCUGGCCAACUUCGACAAGAAGUACAACGCGACCGACAAGGCCAAGGGUCUGGAUGAGAACUACAAGAUCACCGAGAAGGCGAGCUCUGGCUGGCGCGGUCUCCACAGCUACUUCGAGAAGGCCCUCGAGACCCCCUCCGGCCGCAAGCUCCGGGAUUUCUAUGCCCAGACCGACAAACAGGUCCGCGACAUCCACAACGAGGCUCGCAGACUGGCGGACUUGAAGAGCGGCAAGAGCGAGGGUGACGAGCACAACGUCAGUGCCGCCCCUACCGCUGGCGCAGGCGCCGAGGGUGUGGGUGCCGCCCCUGCUACUGCUGCGGCUCAGUCCUCCGGCACUGCCCCUUCUGCCGACCAGAAGGCAUGAAAAUGAAAAGGUCUUACGAGGUCCAACCCUUUUUUCUGUUGCUCGCUCUGUACGCCUAAUGACGACCUGUUCAUUCACAUGCUUGAAUUUGCACGUUCUCGAUGUUCAUAAUAUUAUCUCGGCGCGCGUCUUAGCUAGUUAGUUGUCUGGAACAAGC
Molecule: messenger RNA, 973 nt
Organism: Aspergillus uvarum CBS 121591
Lineage: Eukaryota; Fungi; Ascomycota; Eurotiomycetes; Eurotiales; Aspergillaceae
Gene: vip1
Product: putative actin cytoskeleton protein (VIP1)
Exons: 3
Coding region: 1-816 (271 amino acids)
Molecular function (GO): RNA binding
Source: RefSeq, a predicted model, not a curated record